Molecule: messenger RNA, 1716 nt
Organism: Gigantopelta aegis
Lineage: Eukaryota; Metazoa; Mollusca; Gastropoda; Neomphalida; Peltospiridae
Product: zinc finger protein 91-like
Exons: 2
Coding region: 173-1483 (436 amino acids)
Biological process (GO): regulation of transcription by RNA polymerase II
Cellular component (GO): nucleus
Molecular function (GO): DNA-binding transcription activator activity, RNA polymerase II-specific; RNA polymerase II cis-regulatory region sequence-specific DNA binding
Source: RefSeq, a predicted model, not a curated record
UUUCCUUUGUGAUAGCCUGGUUGUUAUUCGUACUUCUCUUUGCACUACAACUUUGGAGAGACAGCAGCAACUGUUUAUCCCAGGCUGGAUUUGGACAGUCGUAACAAAACAAGACAUUGUGAUAUAAAUUGUACUAUUCCAAACAUUGACGAUCAUCUGUAUUCAAGGCAGUAUGUCUAGCAGUGAUAAGAUAUGUGUCUCGUCAAAACAUUGUGAAAAGAGUCCUGCUCUGAAAGUAGAAGGCAGUGUGUCUAGCAGUGAUGAGGUAUGUGUCCCAUCAAAACAUUGUGAAAAGAACCCUGAUCUGGAAGUUCUAGGCAGUAUGACUAGCAGUGAUGAGAUAUGUGUCCCAUCAAAACAUUGUGAAAAGAACCCUGAUCUGGAAGUUCUAAGCAGCAUGACUAGCAGUGAUGAGAUAUGUGUCUCGUCAAAACAUUGUGAAAAGAGCUCUGAUCUGGAAGUAGAAAGCAGCAUGACUAGCAGUGAUGAGAUAUGUGUCUCGUCAAAACAUUGUGAAAAGAGCCCUGAUCUGGAAGUUCAAACAUCAAAACAUUCUUCUGAAAAACCUUUCCAAUGUGGGAUAUGUUUAAAGUGUUUCUCUAACAAGUAUCACAUUAAGCGGCAUAUGAGGAUCCACACUGGUGAAAAACCAUAUCAGUGUGAGGUGUGCAGAAAGUCUUUUCAUCGGAAUUUUCUCUUGAAACAACAUAUGCUGAUUCACACUGGAAUUAAGAAGUUCAAAUGUGAGGUGUGUGGAAAACAUUUUGCUCUGAGUUCCACCUUGAAAUCUCAUAUGACGAUUCACACUGGCAUUAAACCUGUUAAAUGUGAGGUGUGUGCAAAACGUUUCACAUAUAACAGUCACUUGAAACUACACCAGGUCGUGCACACUGGUGUUAAGCCUUUUAAAUGCCAGGUGUGUGCAAAAUGUUUCUUUCUCAAGUCCAACUUGAACAAACAUAUGUCGAUUCAUACUGUUGUAAAAACUUUCAAGUCUCCUGUUUGUGACGAACGUUUCUGGCUACCUUCUGUAUUAGAAGAACAUGCGUUGAUACACACUGAUAAGCCAUUUGUGUGCGAGGUGUGUACCAAGGGUUUCUCUCGGAAUAGAAGCUUGAAACAGCAUAUGUUGAUUCACCCUGUUAAACCUUUCAAAUGUGAGGUGUGUGCAAAAUGUUGUUCACUCAAUUCCAACUUAAAAAAACAUAUGCAGGUUCAUACUGGUGUUAGACCUUUUAAAUGCGAGGUGUGUGCAAAAUGUAUUUCAUCGUUGUCUGCCUUGAAACGGCAUAUGUUGAUCCACACUGGUGUCAAGCCUUUCAAAUGUGAGGUCUGUGCAAAAUGUUUCGCUCGGAGUACUACCUUGAAAUCUCAUAUGCAGAUCCACACUGGUGUUAAGCCUUUUAAAUGUGAGGUGUGUGCAAAACGUUUUUCUUAUAGUCGCAGCUUGAAAAGUCAUAAAUCAAACUCACACCCUUUAUAAAUCGUUUAAAUGUGAGGUUUGUGCAAAACGUUUUACUCAUAGUCGCAGCUUGAAAAGUCAUAAAUCAAACUCAUCCUCUUUAUAAAUCGUUUAAAUGUGAGGUGUGUGCAAAACGUUUUUCUAAUAGUCGCAGAAGCUUGAAAAGUCAUAAAUCAAACUCAAAGCCAGUGCUCCACAACUGGUAUAUCAAAGACCGUGUUAUGAACUAUCCUGCCUGUGGGAUGGUGCAUAUA